Molecule: messenger RNA, 2883 nt
Organism: Lutzomyia longipalpis
Lineage: Eukaryota; Metazoa; Arthropoda; Insecta; Diptera; Psychodidae
Exons: 8
Coding region: 203-2821 (872 amino acids)
Source: RefSeq, a predicted model, not a curated record
UUGGGCCAGACUGCCCGCUGAUCUCACGAAGAUCAGCCGAAAAUUCUUCUUAUUCUUCGUAUUGCUUUCAGCGCGAUCGCUGUUUUUUGUGAUCAGUUUUUUUCGAGUUUGGCACGUUUUUCUGUAAAAAUUUUACCAAAAGUGUCCUAAAAGUUGAGAAAUUGUUUAAAAAUCCUGUGUUUUAUGUUCCUGUUUAAUAAAAAUGAGGAAGUCCUUAGAGUCCAGAACUACUGUAGAUUUGCACAAGGCCCUAAAGAGCGGAGAUAUUGCCCACAGUGUUCUCGUGAAGAGUCUAAUUGAGGCAUACAAGAGAGAUGAUACCAGCAUCAUUGGGAAUUUCCUGGAGCUCUUCCUGAAGUCUCUGGGAACUUGCUGUGAAAUCAAUUUGGGAAGGGUGGCUAAUGCCAUACAGAAGGGGCUUUUGUUGGAUUUUGUCAAGGAAAUUCUCAUCUCAAUUGAAAACUACGAUGAGGAUAAGUACAUUUUCAAUGAUCCUACGACGCUGGAUCAUCUCAAUGAAUUCCUCCAAGAGUUUUGUUCAUCCAACAAUCCCAUUCUGAGAGAUGUUAAAAUAAUGGAUUUACUAACGGUUAGCUUGGCCACCUUUACACAAUUCCCCACAGAGUACACAAUCUCCAUUGGCGCCUAUUUCUCCUUGAAGUUUGCGCAUGAUUUGGAAAUAUUGCGUGUUGAGAUGAAGAGAAAAGCCCAAACUUCAGCCUCUAGCAGGGAUGAUGAGUUCUUGGAAAUGAUUGAACAUUUCCUAAAGAAUACCUACGUGAGCCUUGCACUCUCUCGUUCGUGCCUCGAUCACUUUUCCACAUACCUCAGUGCUCUGGUUCGUUCCUCGCCGGAAAUCUACAUUAUGGACAGGAGUAUCCUGGAGCAGCUGAUGUCCAUUGUUCUUGUGAAGCACAAAUGUGCCAAAGAAGCUCUCACUCUCUUCGAUUACAUCCUAAAGAAUACCGGCGACACGGUAAAGAUGUGCCUCGUGGAAUUCCUCGCAAACUACACGGACACACUGAUAAAACUAAUGUCCGUUGAUAAUGUUUCGGUUCAAGUUGCCGCAAUUAAGGUUCUCCUUUCAUGUCAAAGAUUGAUGGGAAAAGUUGCUUUUCUCCUGCCGAAUCAAAAUCAAAUGGUCUACCGGAAGAUGACAUCAACCAACAACAACAUGCGCGAAUGUGCGAAGAGGUUUUUUAUGAACACCUACACCAAUCCCAAUACAAUGGUUGAUGCUGGGAAACAAACAAUGCUUAAGGCUCUCAUGAUUCAGUGCGAGAAAUAUCCGGACUCACUGCAGAAUGUCCCGGUGAUUAUUAAUCUCCUUUGGAGGAACCUUCCGCCCUUUGAUGACUUUGUCAAUCAAGUUUGCGCCACAAAGAAUCCCAUUGCGUACAAAAUCUUCUUUUUCCUCGUGAAGAAAAUAAUGGAGCCGGACGUUUCGGAGGAAAUCAGGCGAAACCUUAUAAAUGAAAUUCUCCAGAAAUUCCGCUAUUUUGCAGCUGCAUGCGAGGAUGUGCACGAAAUGCACGUAACUGUCAUUGAUAUGCUCUUCCAUAUGAAUCUGAAGAAGUACCUGACUCACCAGCAUGAUGUGUCAAUGAGGCAAAUGGUGGAGUUUACAUUGGAUAAAAUGAAGAAUACAACAGACAUCCCGACACUCUACAUGAUGAACAUGCUGCUGUAUCAGCUCGCGGAGAUUAAUUCCUUCGCAACGGAGAAGAUAAAGUCCGUGAUGAAGGAGUGGGCCGGGAGAUUCAUUGAGAGACGCGAUGAAAGCGUCUUGGAGCAUCUAAGUUCAGCUGUCUACGUUCACAAUACAAAUGAAGUUCUGCCCCAGAAGAAACGAACGGAUCUCCUUCGUAUUACAAAGAGUAUAAUUGAUGAGGUUGACUCACACAACAAUCGGAUCAUUCAUCACAUUAUUCUCAUUCAUGCUGAUCUUCUCUGUACAAAUUGGGGGCAGCCGGGGGCUGAUCGUGCCGAGCUGAAGAAAGUAGCGAAGGAACUCAUUGAUUUUCAUAUCCUUCCCUUCAUGACGUUUGACUUUCGUGAUGAUCAGAUUUUCAAUUUGAAGAUACUACAGGCCUUCUCGCUGAUCUUGGCACACUUUGUGAAGCACAAAGUCCGCGAAAUGAAUACAAUGUGGGGUGAAAUGCAAGUAACAUUCUACAAAUUCAUUCAGCAGGCAAUCUUCUCGUCCCUCCCGAAAUACGAUGAUGAGGAGAAUGACAAGAGCAUUGAGAUUUGUCGAACAAUCAUGAAUUGCGUGUACAACACCAUUGAUAUCGUUCAAUCACCAAAUCUUCCCGUUCACAGCUCUAUCAGCAAGUACAUCUUCCAUCUGGUUAAGUCUUACUUCUACCAAGACGCCGUUCAUGAUUUUUUGGUUUUAUUGGCCAAGAAUAAGGAUAAUCUCAUCAAAAUCUUGGGUUCCGUUUGCCACUGCUUCACCUUCUACACGGAUGAAAAGUCAAUUCGUUUGUUCUUCCAAGAGGUGGACCGGGUGAUUGUCUCCAUGGAACCUGAUGAGGCCAUGAGGAAUGAUUAUCGGCACCGAAUUGUUCUGCACUACAUUGAAAAUGUGGGGAAUUUUAUAAAGAAAAAGUACGAAGAGGGUGAAGGGAGUCAACAGUCAACGGAGGAGGCUGCUAAAACGCGCCUUGGUGUCUUGCGCUACACAAAGGAUCUCCUAAAGCACUGCAAUGCGGACCAGAAGAAGGAUAUAAUCAAUGCUCAGAAGGAAUUCUUCAAGGUGGAGUACUUGAAUAGUGUUGAGAAGGAGUCGGUGAAGGCAUUUGUUAAAUCACUUUCGUAAUUUUUCAUUUUUGUAUUAAGAGGAGAGAUUUAGUCAGAAUUAAAACCAAUUUCUUCCUCAAA